Molecule: messenger RNA, 5788 nt
Organism: Hippocampus comes (tiger tail seahorse)
Lineage: Eukaryota; Metazoa; Chordata; Actinopteri; Syngnathiformes; Syngnathidae
Product: tyrosine-protein phosphatase non-receptor type 12-like
Exons: 20
Coding region: 1225-3564 (779 amino acids)
Biological process (GO): protein dephosphorylation
Cellular component (GO): cytoplasm; nucleus
Molecular function (GO): non-membrane spanning protein tyrosine phosphatase activity
Source: RefSeq, a predicted model, not a curated record
AUGUCACACUAUACAUUAUACUUUUUAGCACUAAAUAAAGCGUACUUUUAGGGGUACAAUAUUAUGCAAUAUACAAACAGACGUUUACAGUAAUCAUGUGUAUCAUGCAUGCCAGGCCUCUAGUUGGCGCUGUCACUUUGAGGAGAAACAUGCGCAGCAACUUCCUGUCCUCGCAGUCCAAACGUUCAUGUCCAAAUAUCAAAACCCUUAUGUGAUGUGAUAAAUGAAUGACGGUGAGUAAUGCGGAUCUACUUCACACUUCAGUGAGCCACCCAUGAAGUAAAUAUAUACGUUGUAGGAGAAACGUUCGUCAAAAAUACUAGUGUUAGCACCAAUGCUACCACGUCACUUGAUGUUCCGCCAUGACUGUUUCUAUCGUGGCUUUCUCGCUACUUGCCCACAUUCAACAAUGGCUCCGUUUUCAGCGCUGUUAAUGAAUAUAAUGCUUUUAUUUAAAAAAAAUAAGUCACCAUUGAUGUUAACAGCUUUGUGAACAUAGUACAGCCUCUACCCUCAAUCUCCCAAUAUACUUAACUAACAUUUAGGCUAGUAAUUAGUUCGCCAUUUCUAUUAAGCUUACAAUGGCUUGGCCCUCAAGCAAACAAAGCAAGGGCCCAAGGUGUGCUUGAGUAAAUUUGGUACGGAGGAACUCACGCAGAAGACCUCAAGCCCAUGAAAUACCUUUGGCACAAAUGAGAAAUGUGGUGGUGGUUUUCUUUUUCAUUUUCACAUCCUGUAGGUGCAGUGGCCUCAUGGACAAAAUACUGUGGCCUACAUGGUGUUGAUGUGUAGUCCAUGUGUUAACUUGAUUUUUCUUCAACCUUCCUGGGAUUCAGUUUGAACCUUCUCGAUGUGUUGUGUAGAUAUUGCCGCUCACUGCGGAGGUCUCCUGCUCUCUGCUGGGACUUAGUGCCUCAUGGUCUGGUCCUGGUGUUCAUUAAAAGCUGCGCUGCUGCCAGUGGAGGAGUACCUGGCUGUGAGGCUGGAGGGAACCUGCUGCUCACCCUGAAGGAACUCUUUGUUCUGUGGAACACCAUGUAUCGGCACUGUAAACAUGAGCGAUGUUUCGUUGGCUGUGAACGCCCGUCAGCUGCCGUCUCGGAGAGUACAAAUCAUCGGGUUUUCCGGAAAGCGUCCAGAGCGUGUACGCACACGUCCAAGUAUCACCGUAUCAACAACGAAGAAGUCAAGGGAGGUUGUUUCGAAUAGAAAGCGGCCACAAGCAUGAUGGACCAAGCCGGCAUCCUGAGAAAGUUUAUCCAGGGCGUGAAAGCCAUGACCGAGGGGGACGACGACAGAGGAGAGGACAACUUCGGCAGCGACUUUAUGCGUCUGCGGCGGCUGUCCACAAAGUACCGCACGGAGAAGAUCUACCCCACGAACAUUGGCGAGCGAGAAGAAAAUGUGAAGAAGAACCGAUACAAGGACAUACUGCCAUUCGAUCACACUCGGGUGAAGCUGACGUUAAAAACAACCAAUCAGGAUACCGAUUACAUCAAUGCCAAUUUCAUCAAGGGCAUGGAUGGCCCGGAGGCCUACAUCGCAACUCAGGGCCCUCUCCCCAACACUGUGAUAGACUUCUGGAGGAUGAACUGGGAGUACAACGUCGCUGUUAUUGUGAUGGCCUGUCGAGAGUUUGAGAUGGGAAGGAAAAAAUGUGAGCGGUAUUUCCCGCUGUUCGGGGAGCCCGUGAGUUUCGGGCCUUUCAGAAUCUCAUGUGAAUCGGAGCAGGCCAGGACGGACUACUCCAUCCGCUCUCUGGUGGCGGAGUAUGAAAAUGAAACCCGGCGGAUAACGCAGUUCCAUUACAUUAACUGGCCCGAUCACGACGUCCCUUCGUCGUUUGAUUCCAUCCUGGACAUGAUCGGUCUCAUGAGAGAAUACCAAGAGAACGACGACGUCCCCAUCUGUGUGCACUGCAGUGCUGGCUGUGGGAGGACAGGCGCCAUCUGUGCCAUUGACUACACGUGGAACCUCCUCAAAGCUGGGAAAAUUCCAGAAGAUUUCAAUGUUUUCCGGUUGAUCCAAGAAAUGAGGACGCAGCGACACUCAGCUGUUCAGACUAAGGAGCAGUACGAGUUAGUCCACAGAGCAAUCGCGCAGCUCUUCCAGAAGCAACUGCAGCUACUGGAGAGCCCCACAAAUGUGCAGAUACAUGAUGUCAUGGAUGAAAGCAGUCCAGACAAAGCGAGCCACCAGUCCAAUGAUGAGCGAUGGGACACGCCUCCCCCGAAACCGCCUCGUAUACGCAGUACCCAGGUGGAAGGCGACGUCAAAGAGGAGAUACUGCAGCCCCCCGAGCCUCACCCCGUGCCCCCCAUACUGACCCCGUCGCCCCCCUCGGCUUUCCCCACCGUCACCAACGUCCGCCAGGACAAUGACCGCUACCACCCCAAGCCUGUUAUCCACGUCCUGGCCACCGCGCAGCAGAACGUCACUCGGAAUGACGGCACAGAGAAGGAGAAGAACCUGUCAGAGGCAAGUCCCAAAACACAGACCAGUCCAUCAGAACCCAAAGACCAAAACGUGCUCUGUCAAAAGCAGCAGAUGUCCAACCUUGAUCUCAAUGAAAACUACAACAACAAACUAUCUGCGGCAACAGCAAAGUCUGAAUCGGGCCAAAGCUUGACUCCGUCCUUGCCCAUAUCCCCCGCGGCCGACUGCUGCGCGGCACCACGCAUCGAGAGGAAGCUCAGCAUUGAGAUUAAAAAGGUGCCUUUGCAGGAAGGACCCCGUAGCUUCGACACUUCCUCCGCCAUGGGAGUGGCGGCCGGAGCAGGCGGCGGCUCGGCCAACAGCGGGAGCAUGCUGCAGAGAUGCCACGCCUUCAAGGUCCGCUCCGGGCAGUCCCAGCUCACGUCCAGCUCCUCGCUGUCCGAGGAUUCCGGCACAGAGGGCGGAUGCGGGGAGAGCCAGGCGGACGGCGGCGUCCUCGCCAGACCGAACCACCUCCCGGUGAAGAGUGACGGCGGGGACAGAGCGGAACUGAAGGCCAGCCACGCGGCCUGGGCUCAGCCCUGCGGCAGCCCCGAAAAACCUUUCCCCAAAACCACCUCGUCCGAUCGCGUGGCCCCGUCCUCCUCCUCCUCUUCGCACCUCUCGUCCUCCUCCUCAUCCACUCCGGUUCGGACUGCGCUGAGCUUCACCAACCCGCUGCACUCGGACAACUCGGACGAUGAGGGCGACGGGGAGAUGUCGGCAGGCGGGGAGGGUUGUCGCACCAGUGUUUCCACGGCGACGGUGACGGCCCUUCACUUUGGAGAUCACCAGCUGCUGCGGAAGGUGUCCCCCAUGUCCAUUGCGGGGCAGAGCUCCUCGUCGCCCGCUGCAGUCACAGCAAACAGCUGGGACAGUGACGACUCCCCUCCCCCUCUCCCAGAGAGGACCCCCGAGUCCUUCAUACUGGCCACAGACCCUCUGGACGUCAGGACGCCCGCCUCGGCCGAGGGCCGCGGUUCACACAAAGAUUUGUCUGAAUGUGUCCAAAAGACCUCUCCAGCUGAUAGUCCGUCUCCAGGCACCAGAGCGGCCAACAGCAAGGCAGACCUGAGUGGGGUUCGAUAACGCCACAUUCCAGGCCCGCGACAACGCCCCCUGGAGUGGACAAGACGAAGCGCUCUGUCCACAACAGUGUCCUCCCUCCCGAGAUGGACCAAGACCUCACCCGGGUGGUCCCAAACCGAGUUUAUCAGAUGCCACCCUGCCGGCUGUGCGUUUUUACAAGUCGGAGCUCCUCUCUUAGAGCAGCAUUGUCCUCAUUAGCUUGCUGAAGGCGGAUGUUUCAAGGUGCUGACGCGGGAUCCGUUCUGCUUAUUCCCCGGUUAGUUUGAAGCCUAAUAUCCUUGACGUGAGAGCAAAUCAGGACCGCCAGCUUCUCUCUGAGCUGGAGCCAUUUCCUCUUUGACCAAAUGGAAGCCCGUCUAUCAGAUGUUCUCCUUGAAACGAACACUGACCAGAGGGUGCCCUGCUACUGAAUGAGCAACAAUCUUCAAAGCGAAGCCAGAUAAUCUUUUAGUUUCACGCGAUCGCGCCGACCCCCGUCGCUCUCCCCCCACUUUGUGUGUGCUGGUGCCGCUGCAUUACUGAGGAUGAGCGCAGAAACAAAAAGACGGGAGCGGACUCUUGCGUCUCCCCUCAUUCGUGGUUUUGCGUGGGAACAUGUCAGCUGCAGUACUUAACGACUCGAGUUCUACCAUGACCUCUGUUUUGAACCGCAGUCCCAGAGUGAUGUGGUUUGGUCCUACAUUGUUACCUUCCUGCUCAGAGAUGAUAGAAGUAGCCACGUUUUCACCACACGGUACAGUUCCAACAGCCUGCAAUGUGUUGCGCUCCAUCCUUUGUGCAACACGCCACAUUGGAAGGUUGCCAAAAAGUGCUAUGGUCUAGACCCGACCGAUUAUUUCCGGGGCCCAACUCCUCAUAAUAACAUUCGAAAUGAAUACAGCCGUACAACCUGGUGGAAAGAUGAUUUUUGAGGGUGGUGUGUGUGUCUGAUGCGAUAUCAAGGAAGUCUUUUUCAAAGGACAAAGUGAAACUGCUCUCUUGUAUAUGCCGAUUGAACCUCGUGGCUCAAUCGGCAAAUCUGGUUGCAGUCAACCUCGUGUCUCGAGUCUGUUAUUUCAAAGCGGUCAGUCAGGACCAAACAACUACGCUUGAAGACUCAGGUUCUCAGUGCUGGGACCAUGAGCCGACCUUAGUCUGUCUCCCCGACAGGACAGUCAACCGCAGCCCUCCUCAGCUUUUCACUUUCGAAACAUGCAUUGAGAUUCUUUUUGGCUCUUAACUGCUUGCCUCAUUUUUUUUUUUUUUUUUUUUGCUGUUGCCGCUUGUUUUCGGUUCUUCCUUUUCCUUCUCCCCCUGGGGGAGGCCCAGCAGGUUAACCACCACGCGACGCGAGUCCACGUUUAUGGGAGCAAGCUCUUGUCAAAAACAACAACCUGUCAUGUUGCUUAUGCGAUACUUGCGUGGGUAGACGACUGACACCAGAACAUCCAAAGGGUCUCAAAUCUGACCCGGCAAGGACUGGCGUUGUUUUCUCUUGACUUCUAUGACAGUAUCUACAUUCUUUGUUUUUAUAAAGAUCAAAAACUGUACAGGUCGGUUGAGCUCUGUUUUAUUCCAGAUUUUCUUUGUUUAAACAGAAGAUGUAAGAAAAUCCGUGCAACCCUACCCAAAGUGUAAAUUAUUUUUUUGCUGCCCCAUUUAUUUUUUGUUUUUGGAUAUUUCAGGGUUUUUUUUUUUUUUAUGAUAUGCUUUAAAAAAAAAAAGAUUUUAAUUGGCUGGCAGAAAAGCAGCCUGUUGGCCCUUUUCAUAUUGUAGCCACAAAUGGGCUACGAAUAAGAUUGUAAGAAUAAUGUUAAUGAUGUUUUUAAAUGUUAUUUUUGUAUGCACAAGUUGUUAGUUGCUUCAUUCGAUCACCAGGUCUAUUCUACGUUGUUUGACUCGCACAAUUCCCAUCAGCCAGGUCCAUGCAACGCAGGUCCCAUUUUUGUCUCUUACCUCUCGUUCAACGCCGCUGCGUUUUAUUUUUCUUGGCCUUUAGGUUUAGCCGCCAAGCAGUAUGCACACUGUCCUCGAUUUCAGAAUGAGCCCACCUGUGCCUUUAUGAGACAGCCUUCUCCCCCGACACCAUCCACUAUCGUCUUUUAUUUGCUGCUGAAGCUCGUUUCAUUUCUUCACCCCCCCCAACCCCCCUUUCUGACCCUCACCUUGUUGUCACCCAAAAAAAACCACACACAAUGUUUGUAUGUUGCAGAAAUCAAUCAGUAAAAUGAACAUUACAACAAGA